This is a messenger RNA of Astrephomene gubernaculifera, 2411 nucleotides long. The record is from the annotation of a GenBank genome assembly. Lineage: Eukaryota; Viridiplantae; Chlorophyta; Chlorophyceae; Chlamydomonadales; Astrephomenaceae.
AGCACCCACCAUGGACACAAGCUUACCCGCUGUUCGCGCUAAUAGCACACGAGGGGGGAUUGGGGGCGUUCCUUGUGCAACUCCGUCCCAGCUUAAUCCGCUUCAAGCCUUGGCGCACUUGGUGAACCCUCUCGGCGCUACCCACGACUCGCCAGUGCUAUUGCCAUUAUUGCAGCAGGUCGAGGCCUCUCCUACAACAGGGAUACAUCAGCUGUGCCCUCCGCUCUUCCAGUCGCAGUCGCAGCCAGCUCGCCUGCCCCUGCCGAUUCCAGUCCGAACGGAGGCCGCCGCGGUGCCAGAGACGAACCGGGGCAUCAAACGCGAGUAUGAGGCUCGCAUAGGCAACGGCAAGCAAUCUGUUGCAAACUCAGAUGGAUGGCAGUGGCGAAAGUAUGGCGAGAAGCUUGUAAAGGGAAGCCAGCAUCCGUGGAGUUACUACAAAUGCAGUCACCCGGGCUGCACUGCAAAAAAGAAAGUAUGGCGCUCGAAGGACGACGGUGCGGUGCUCACAACCGAGUACAAGGGAGAGCACUGUCACGCCGCUCCACUGACGUGCAAGCCGUCACGCUUCAAGCCAAAGCCUAAAGCGGAGCCGGUUGCAGCGGCAUUCCAGCGGGGGCAAGUUCCGGAGGCGUCGGCACUGUCCCAAUUCCCGUCAGGCAUGCUUGGCAUGCCGGCAUUGGGCAUGCAAACCAUAUGCGGUGGAGGGAUGCUGCCCAUUCCGGAUACCCUCCAAAGCGACUUUCCAGCGGUAACCCACGCCGCGGCGAGCAUGGCGGUUGAGCCCGAGGAUGACACGGACGCCAGCGACCCGGAACCAGCAAUGGUACUACGCGCUGCGCCGCAGGAUGCACGAGCGGCGCAUGCGGCAGCUGCAGCUUUCCGGAGCAUGCGUGAGGCUCAGGACUCACCCAGCAAACGCUUGGACAUGCUUGCGGCGUAUGCCGAGGAGGCUCAGCGGGAGUACUUGUCGCAUAGCAACAGCCCGGACCUAGGGCCCAGCUCAAAGCGGCAGCGGACGGAGGGGUCAGCGUCGCGGAACAGGUUAAUCGGGGACGAAGAUGAGGACCCAUCGGUUGUCUCGGGCGUGCAGCACCUUGUCGACGGUUCCGACUUGGACGAUGGAUUCAGGUGGCGCAAGUACGGGGAGAAGAAGGUAAAGGGCAACGAGUUUCCCCGGGCCUACUACAAGUGCACGCAGCCCGGGUGCCCGGUGCGCAAGCAUGUGGAACGGCACCCCACGGAGGAGGCCAAGUUCAUCGUGACGUACGAGGGACAGCACACCCACGCAGCUCCAGACGCCUACCGUCGGCGCGGAAUGAAAGAUGGGGAGGGCUACGAGUUGGGCGACGCAAGGGAGGACAGCUCGCAGCCCAUGAGCCCGCGUUUCGGGGCCCCGGGCACGCAGCCCGCACCGCCGCUGCCGCUGCCGGGACCCCAGCCUGGAGCUGCUGCUGACGCAACCCAGCAGGCGCAGCAGCAGGGCAACGAGUUGCAGCCGGCCAUGCUUCAGCACGCGGUGGUGACUAACGCCAUGCCGAUGUUGCCGUACAAUGCCCUAACGAGCGAGGCGCUCGCAAGCCUGGGCCUGAGCGUGGAUGCACUGCAGGGCAUGGAGACGUUGGGCGCUUUGAACGGCAACCUGGCCGACCUAGCAACCCUGCUGAGGCAGCACACGCAGGCCGACAUGGCGAUUGCGGCGCAGGCGCAAGCCAUGGAGGCCGGCUGGGACCCGCUUGCAUGCCUGAUCACACCCCGGCCCAACGUGUCACCGGCGGGGCUUCCUUUCGGACACACAGGGCCUUCGGGCGGGACGGGGAAACAGGGCAAGCCAGCGGCUCAGGCCAGGCAGCAGGUGGCGACGACAGAUGCAUAAGCACCCGGCGAGGGAUACUCGUGGUUGGAACUUAAUGCAGCGGUGAGGCCGACCGCAACACUGCGGCUGGCGUGUUGAGCAGGAUGUGAGAAGGGGGCUCGGUUUAACCGACUUUGGGGCAUAUUUGGGUAGUGUGCCUCCAUUUAAGCAGUGGGUUGGGAGGGUAUCGUUAUCUCCAAGUGCAGGGUGACUCGCUGCUGAGCUUUGACGCCAUGUUUCGAAAGGCAGCAUGACAUGAUCUGCAGACUUCUUUUCCGAGAGACACCCAUGACAUUUGCGUGGUGCAUAGGCGGCGCUUGUCCCUGUUAGUGAUGUCGAUGUCGAGUUGUUGACCCGGUGCAGGGGAAAACCGCGGUCGUGGAGUAGCCCGUGUUGUUGUGCAGGAGCGAUGGUUUGUAGUGUAGCCUUUAGGAAGCGCUUAUCAAUGUAGGGCAUCGCUGCACAACUCAUGCGAAUUAGGAGGGACCUGGUCAUACUAGGCCUCAACACAAUUGUUCCUUAAUAUAACUUACCACAAGCUGAAAAUGCCUUCGCA